Messenger RNA from Anneissia japonica, 884 nucleotides. RefSeq names its product vacuolar protein sorting-associated protein 13A-like. The record is from RefSeq and is a predicted model, not a curated record. Gene Ontology annotation, biological process: protein targeting to vacuole; protein retention in Golgi apparatus. Lineage: Eukaryota; Metazoa; Echinodermata; Crinoidea; Comatulida; Comatulidae. Bases 1 to 699 code for a protein of 232 amino acids. The transcript is spliced from 4 exons. Gene Ontology annotation, cellular component: extrinsic component of membrane.
AUGGCUGAAAGGGCUGAGCUGUUAGAAGAUGAUAUUGAGGUAGUCACUUCACCUCUGAUAAAGGCUGAGGCGGUCCAAGCUGCUAUGUCGAUGGACAGAAACUAUUAUGACAACUUCCACUUAUCACCACUAAAGAUACAUGUAAGCUUCUCAUUAGCGAAUACGGGAGCCGAGGCUGGAGCUGAAGAAGGUGGCUUCCAGACCCGGAAAAAACCUGGAAUGAAACUUGGCAAAAAUGCAGUCAAUCUGUUGCUUCAAAGUGUGGGAGUGACCCUUACUAAUGUUGAUGAUGUCAUCUUUAGACUUGGUUAUUUUGAACGACGCUUCAAGUUCUACAGCCAACCACAGCUUACGUUGGAGUUAACAAAGCACUAUUCAAAUCAAGCCGUCAAGCAGUUGUAUGUGUUGGUACUAGGCCUAGAUGUGAUCGGCAAUCCGUUUGGCUUUGUACAGGGCAUGGGAGCUGGAAUCAAGGACUUGUUCUAUGAACCAUAUCAGGUAGAAAUGUGUGGCAAUUAUCUUAGAAUUAUAAUAUUUAUCAAAGUAGUGGAUUUGGUGUGGUUUCUUUGGUGCGGAACACAACAAGGAUGGCCCACAAAAUCUAAAGUCUUAUUUUUAGCAGGGUCCUUCUUAUGGGUGCCAUAUACUGCCAGGAGACCAUCCCCUACUCUUUUCCUAAAAGUGUACUGCAUUCUGUAACACAUACAUGGGCCAUAAUGCAUAUGGGACCAAUGUGUUAAACGUCUGAAAAGACGUUGGCUAUUGGAACUUGCAUUUCAGCCAACCAACUGAAACACAAGAAGAAUUAUUCUUUAUAAAUUACUCACCUACCAUAAAACCUAGAAGUCCAGUGGGCUUAAUCUCGAGAUGAAGCCCAUCACAAA